CCGCUCCAGGUAGUCCUCCAGUCUGCUGAAGACCAGGACUAAACACUCUGAUCUGCUGUUCUGCAGCAGAAAUCAGGAGUCAUUAGCAACAGUACAGCUUCUGUUUUUAAGACCAUAAAUCUCCCUCAUUACUGCCAGACUGUAACAUAGGAGGUACCUGUAAUAUUUAGCAACACAGGGUGAAUUCUCAGCGGAGUCAGAAAGACAAACAGAGGUGAAUGACGGAGCUGCUGUUUCACUAUAGGGCAGAAAGUGUGAAGUGAAGACUUCAGUUUCCCUUCAGGGGCGUGUUAGAGCAAAGGAGGUGAAGAAACCUGUUGAGUUCAUGUUGCAGAGGGUGGAGAAGGAGAGCUGGCAACAGGACGAAUCAGGAGAGAAGAGUGGAGGGAAAAAAUACAACAGAAAAGAGUCCACAGCUGAAGAGGAGAAAGUGGGCUGUGGAGAGCCGGUGGUGCAGAGCGGCGGCAGGAGCGACUGUGGGCGGGCAGAGAGGAAGUGUGGUCGACAGGCGAGGAAUUUAAAGUCCCAUUGUUCUGGAAGAGCAGAGGCAGACAGAGCUGAGGAGCCGAACCACUGACACUUGUUGGACAACAUGGACGUGAGCUCAGCCAUGGAGAAGAUGUCUGUAAAGCAGAGUGCAGGAGGUGCAGCGGUGUGUCUCGUAUGUGAGGAGAGCUGCUCUGGAUUCCAGCCACAUUCUUGGAGGAAAGCCUGUAUUGCCUGCGGCUGCAGCACAGUCGACCACACUCCAGGAAGUGACGUCGAAGAUGACCAGCGCAUGGGACGCCUGCUCACAGACUCAUCCUGCUCCCAUUUGACAGCGAAGGUUAAAGGAGGCGGUGGCCUUCGCACAUACAAGAGGAACCGUAUGAUCGUGACCAAUCCGGUGGUGUCACGCAAGGACCCGACCUUCAACACCACGACAUAUGACUGGGCGCCGGCCGGCCUCAACCAGACACUGGCCAUGCAGUACAUGGAGCUGAUCCCGGAGAGAAAACGUCCUGUCUCGGGGACAGACGGAGCAUUGGAGCGACGCAGGCAGCUCUUCUGUCAGCUCCCUGUCUACGAUCAAGACCCUAUGAAGUGUCAGAGCCUGGCCAAUGAGGAGGAGAUCACCUCCAUGCUGCUGUUUGUGAAGCACUACAAACAGGAGGUGCUGGGAGUCGGGGAGGUGGCCUUACCUGGUGAGGGUGGAGCUCUGAGGGAAGCAGCUAUUCAGAGGAGAGCGAAGGAAGCCAAGGACCGCAGCAACAUCGACAAGAAGGAUCACAACCACAGCUCCACCAAUUGCAGCUCCACCGCCGCUGCUGGUUCCACUAAUGGAACAAAUGACAGCAAUGUGACUGAAUAUCGGUGUACUGGUUGUAAAGGGGAAGUUGCAAGGGAUGUUCCAGCUGUUUAUGCUGAACGUGCAGGCUACCAUAGCGCCCUGUGGCAUCCCACCUGUUUCGUAUGCUCAGAGUGUGGCCAGGAAUUGGUGGACCUGGUCUACUUCUGGUCCAAUCAGAAGCUGCUCUGUGGAAGACACUACUGUCAGACGGUCUGGCCACGAUGCUCAGGCUGUGAUGAGUUGAUCUUCUGCAAGUCUUUUCACAAGGCAAAAGAUGGACGGACAUGGCAUCAUCAUCAUUACUGUUGCUGGAAGUGCGGGCAAAACCUGGACACACCCUGUCAGCACUGAGACGCUCACACACAAUAUAGUAUUCAACAAGGUAUCUUGUUCAGUAUUAAGAAGCUUUAGCACUGCUCGAAAACAUGAAUGACAAGGUGCCUAAGAGGCAGUGAAGCAAUAUUGAAAAAUAAAUGUCAGACAAGACAAAAAAAUAUACAAAAAAAUCUAACAUUGGCCGAUAAUUAGCUAGUUUUAUAUGAAAGAAAACAAAUAAUUACCGGAUAAAUAACACAGAUUAAGUAGAGCUUUAAGUGUUUAGUUGAUAUUUAGUAUUCAAAAGACCUACAAAGAAAUAAGUUCCAGCUGAUAUAUUGAUGUUUAAAAUACUUAAGACAUCUAUCUGACACUGAAGCACUCAGAGACUUGUUCACUUGAGUCUACUGGUGUUUCAAGUACUUAAGGAAAUAUUUAGUUGAUACAAAUGUGUUUAAAAUACUUAAAGAUACAUUUAGUUGAUUUAUUAGCACUUAGUCCUGACAGUGACUGGAGCCAGAUGGUUCAGACACAAACAGCAACUUACAGCACGGGAGGACCGUACCUGACAGUUUAGGCAACAAAUGAAUAAAUAAGACAUAUUAGUCAUGUUAAAGGAGAAAUAAAUAUAUAAGUAAACAUACAUUAAAAAAAAAAAUAAAUGGACAAAGACACUGACAAAUAAAUGUGACAAAAACAUUUCAACUCAAGUUCCACUUACUAGUUGGUCCAAGUGUUUUCAAUCACAUCACACAGUCCUUAUCAGCAGAGGCAGUACACUCAGUUGUCUCAGUUUUCCUGAGCACGGAGACAGAUUUACUUUCACUUUCUCCUCAGGAUUUAUUUUGUCCUGCACAUCGUAACUAAGACUUUCUCUAUUUUUGGGAAGUGCUGAGUCACUUGAAUGUUCUCUUUAUCAUCAAUUCUGUAUAAUGUAUUUGGAGCUCUCUUCAAUUUAAAUUCUAAUUUACAUAACUUAACAACAGUCUGGAUCAUGGAAUUAAAUUGUAAUUAAAAACCCAAAAGAGUUUUUAAUUUUAUUAUUAGAACAAGUGAAAUGAUGUGCUAGUGUAGUGAGAAUAUGUCAACAUAUUUUUAGUACAAAUCAACUUAUCUUGGAAGACUUAGCUAAAUAUGUAUGAAAAUUAAUUAAUUUCUAACAUGAGGUGUAAAAUCUGUGCAGAUAUACUUGUUAACAAAACCUCAGAGAACUGGACAGAUAGAAGGCUGGAAAAGGAUAACUAAUUAGUAAUUAAUAGGACUCUGCUGGAUUGUUUUGUGUUUUCUCUACAGUAGAUUUCAACUCCUUUCAACCCAUUUCAGUCAAACUGCAUAUGCAUUUUGCAUGUAACCUCUUUCAUGAAUAUGGGUCUCUGCCGCUGUAUGCUUUAUGUUUGCUUUACGUUAUAUUAGUUUUGUAUUUUGCUAACAAUUAACAAACACACUCCCAUGUGUCAACCAAAAGGAAACGUUUUCUGGCUGCAAAGUUUUGCAAUGUGCUAAAACCCCUAAAAAUAAGUUAGCCAGAACAGAAUAGAAACAGAAAUAAAAUCAGUCAGUAGGAUCAAGUUACAUUAAAUCAGCUAAUAUUUGUUUUUUUUUUUAUCCUUCAGUUACUUUUUGAAUUAAUUGUUUUUACUGUAGCAAAAUGCUUUUGUUUAGAAACCAGGGUAAUAUUUGACGUGAUUAGGCAAAUAUGUAGCAUAUAGACAACAAUACUGUUGAUACAAGUGUUAUCUGUGACAGACAAAAUGAUACUGAAGAAUAUAGCAAUAUCAAAUUGAAUAGUGAAAGUAGUUUCUAUCUUUGUGUAUCUCCAGUAUGUGUUUAGCCAGGAGCGUCUCUAUAUUCCCAGUUCAAUAUCCUCCUAAUAUGACACAUUAAGGAGAUAUUUGAAAGGGUGUUGUGUUUUUAGCAAAGGUUCAAGGUAUGAUUCCCUGGGUCAGUAUGUUGAAAUUACCCAACUACAGCUUACAGCCUAUGUUAAACUCAUUGAAACCUUUGACAUAGCACCCUGUGAACGUAGGGAGGAGUCCGUUUAGCCUUUAGCUUAGCACAAAAACUGGAAGUGAAGGGAAAAUGUUAGGUUAGCCCACAGCUCUGUCAAUACUGAAAUAAUACAUGUUUGAAAUGAACACAACAAGAUGAGAUAUUAAUCAUGAUGAUAAGAUGAAGAUUUCUAAAAGUCUGUGAAUGAAGGAUUUGUUAUAAUGUGCCAACGUUUUUUUUUAAAGAGCACAAACUGGCAGUUCGUCAGUAUGAAAAACAUGUUUUAAAUUAAAAGGUUUGAUGCUUUUCAUCAUUCACAAUUCACAAAAAGGAAUUCCCAGUUAAAUACUAUCUGUCAGUACACAGUAGUGACACUAAGUGAGUGAACGCACAGACGGUAUUUAGUGCUUUGAAGUGCUUUUCUAUUGCAUUGUGGGAUACAUCCGACAACACUAAUUACUGAAUUACAGUGAAAAGUGAAGGCAGCCCAAGUUAUAUUUUACUGUUUAAAUCAGCAGUGAUGGUGUUUUUUUAUAUACAUGAAAGGUUGUAACGUGGUGAUUUAAUCACCUGCAGGGUUUAAUGAUAAUCCCACUCCAGGUUAUGGUUGUUUGUCAUGUUUUGGCAUUUGUUUUUGCAUCAGUGCUUUCGUCAGAGAAAGUAAAGAGUAAAGAGAUGUUUCUGCUGACUGGUUUUGACAGCUGAUUGGUUGGAAUAAAAGUUACUUCUGAUUA
Micropterus dolomieu (smallmouth bass) is the source of this 4368-nucleotide messenger RNA. It is a transcript of the gene lmcd1, whose product is annotated as LIM and cysteine-rich domains 1. Gene Ontology annotation, molecular function: zinc ion binding. The record is from RefSeq and is a predicted model, not a curated record. NCBI's taxonomy places the organism in Eukaryota, Metazoa, Chordata, Actinopteri, Centrarchiformes, Centrarchidae. The coding region runs from base 593 to 1681 and encodes 362 amino acids. The transcript has 8 exons.